Symbiodinium natans is the source of this 1938-nucleotide messenger RNA. The record is from the annotation of a GenBank genome assembly. Lineage: Eukaryota; Dinophyceae; Suessiales; Symbiodiniaceae.
AUGAUCGAUCCAGAUCGAUGCAUGGAGCAGAUCCAAGGUUCUGUGGCAGAUCUGCUUGCUGGAGUGACUCAUGAGAGUGUGCAGUGCAUGCAGAGUAGGAGGAGAUGCUGUGAGGGGUGGGGCUCCAGCUGGAAGGAUGGUGGCCGCGACAAGAAGGGUGAAGGCUCCCAGUGGUGGAAGAAGGACGACGACCCGUGGGACGAGGACCCCAAUGACAUGUCCGGCAUCGAUGUGAGAAAGUGCAAGAAAUGCAAGCACAACUGGUCCUAUGUGCGGGAGGGUGGUGAGCUCUACAUCUACUCGGCCAACCGAGAGAACCUCUGGGAUCCCUACAGCAAGGGCAGUGGAGGCCGGUGGGACCUGAAGGACUUUGCCAACUACAUUGAGCCCACCUUGGCGAAGAAGAAGAAGAAGAACAGGGGCAAGCAGCGAAAGGUGUGGUGGGCCAAGGUCAAGGGGUGGAAGGAUGCCGGCGAGCCGGAGUUUCAGCCACCGAGUGAUGAAGAGGAAGAAGAUCCAGGCCAAGAGGGCCAAGAGCAAGCCGAAGCGGUGCCUUUCCGGCAGAAAGACUUUCAGAGUUUCCUGUGUUGCUUGUGUUUUCUUUGUUCCCGCGAAGCCAAGGCCCAGCAGCACCCGAAGCCAAAGGCACCUCCAGAGAAGAGGGGCAGGAGCUGCGAAGCAGCAGAGAAGAGGAGGGACGGGUCGCCAGCCUCCAUGCGGAGCUAUCAGAGCUGGACCAAAGUGGAUGGCGAGCCGGACGAGGAUACAUGCAGAAUUGUUCGCACAGGAGGCUCUCCUGUCGAGGAGGGCCUCCUUCUUAGUUCGUUCGAAGCUUUUGCCCUUGGCCCUUGUCUGCUCAUGAGGCCAGUGGUCCACCAGCUCCCGAGGAGGCAGCAGGCCAUGGUGACCAAGCCGAGGCCCAUGAUCCCAGGUACCGGUUCCCUCGUGCUCCACUUUAGAAGAACUCGCUUGCUUGCAGUGGCUAAGACGGCUAAGCCUGCGACCUCCAAGGGCAAGUUUGCUGCAACAGCAGCGAAGAAGGAGCCCAAGGCCGCUGCCAAGGGGACGGCCACACCCAAGUCGCAAGCAGUGAAGACCGAGCCAACAGAAGCAGUGGGCAAGAUCGGCAUGGAGAGAGGCCAGCUGUCGGGACUGCUGACCUCGCUGUCCUACCAGUGCAAGGCCAAGAAAGCCACCCCCGAGCACAGAGCAGCAGCAGCGAAGAUCCUCAGCGACUACAAGGCAGCAGACGUGAGUGGCAAGAGCAAGAUCUUGGAGAAGCUUGUGCAGAGUGGCAUGCACUGCUUGGACUGGGCCAACGAGCUGACGAAGAACACGGAGGUUCAACACGAGGAAGCGAAUGAGUUUGUGAAAGGCUUCAUGACCCGGUCCAAAAUCCUGGAGCUCAAUGGCCUGAACGAAAGCAACCUUUCAGAGCAGGUGGCAGCCGACACCUUGCAGGACCUCCUGAGAGAGUCCGAGGAAAGGUUCAAGCACACCAGGCAAGAGCAGCCGCACAAGAACAAACUCCUGCAUCGCUACUUUUACAAGAUGCAGAAGGAGAGCACAGAGAGAGACUCUGCCACCGACACGACUCGGCACAGUCAGACGGGAACCAUGGAUGGUGGAAGCUUGGGCUCGUUGAUGGAUGCCUUCGGCAGUGGUGCCGCUUCCAGCAUUGAGGUGGACAUGAAGGGUGCCUUCAACAAGAACGUUCUUGAAAUUGCUGCCUCGCCUGCGAACCCACGAAGAACGUGGUCGUACCGGGACGAAUCGUUUGGGCACACAUUGUCGAAGCAUGCUGUUCGCAGGGGCGGGGAGUUCAGCAUGCUCGGAGUUUCAAGGGCAAUGUUGCAGAAGUUUGCAGCAAGCAAUCCAAAACCACCACUUUUGCGAGCCAGCUCAGUCAAAAAAAGGCUUCAGACCGUGCUUUAUUAG